This is a messenger RNA of Acanthosepion pharaonis, 594 nucleotides long. The record is from the annotation of a GenBank genome assembly. Lineage: Eukaryota; Metazoa; Mollusca; Cephalopoda; Sepiida; Sepiidae.
AUGUUUUCUUUAUAUCUUUUUUUCCUUUCAUUCAUUCCCCAUUUUAUUUUAUUUUUCUUUCUUUUUUCUUGUCUUUAUCCAUUUUUGUUUGACUCUUCUUUUCUACACUUCUUUCAUUCUUUGAAGAAAAAAUCUUUUUCUUUUUCUAUUUCAUUCUUUUUCUUAUCAUUAUUUGUUUUUUUUCUCUUUUUCUUACUUAUCCUUGAUUUUCUUUAUAUUGCCAUCUUUUUUUUCUUUCCCUCUCAUUCCUUCUUUCUUUCAGCCUUUACAUCUUUUGGCUUCUCUUUUCAGCCCUUUUUUCUUUUUAAUAUUAACCUUUCUUUCCUAUUUUUAUUUUACUCUCACAUCUUUCUUUCUAUUCUCUUAUUUCCUUUCAUUCAUUCCUUAUUUUUCUUUUAUAUUUUCUCUGCUUCAUUUUCCCUUUCUUUCUUGUCUUUUCUCUCAUUGUCUUUAUCUUUACACUUCUCUUCCAUUUUCCUUUUACUUACUCUUUUUCUCUCUUUCCUCUCUUGCUGUUUAACUACUCCCCAAACAAUUCCUGUGGUUUAUCUUGAGGGUAUGCAUAGGGAGCAGGCUUUUUAUCUUGGUCUAUAG